Molecule: messenger RNA, 1123 nt
Organism: Malaya genurostris
Lineage: Eukaryota; Metazoa; Arthropoda; Insecta; Diptera; Culicidae
Product: caspase-6-like
Exons: 3
Coding region: 129-1118 (329 amino acids)
Biological process (GO): proteolysis
Molecular function (GO): cysteine-type endopeptidase activity
Source: RefSeq, a predicted model, not a curated record
UCAGACUAGUCGGUUAAUUUUUGUGUGUUGUGUGAAAUUGAACCUUAAACUAGUUUAAAAAUUAGUGAUAUACAGUAUCCAACAAACCCAAGUUUUUGUGCAUUUCUCAGUUCUCAACAGUGUAAAACAUGCAUAGACCCAGUCGACCAUUAGCGUUGAAUCAUAUUGAUAUGGAUUUUAUUGAUGCGAGUCCAACCGGUCAGGAAAAUGAAAGUGAAACCAACAGUCAGACGGCGUUACCCGAUAUGGAACUGAUUGAAAAUAUUGGAGGAAUCCUUGAACAAGAACAUUUAAUCAGUGUCGAUAGACCGCCAUACCCUGCUUCUAAACGAUAUCCAAUGAAUGGAACUCAUCGUGGCAAGGUACUGAUUUACAAUAAUAAAACUUAUGACGACGAUGAGAAAUAUCCUGAUCGAGAAGGCACAGAAAAGGAUGAGGAGCGGUUGAUUGAUUCGUUGCAGAGACUUGGUUUCCGGAGGGAAGAUAUUCGCGUUUUUAAUGAUAAGACCGUCAGUGAAAUUGAACGAGAAGCGAAAAAAUUGGAAGCAGAUCAGGACCUGGAGCAUUCAGAUUGUUUAAUGGUGGUCAUUCUAACCCACGGCGAAGAAGGCGAUUUUCUAAUGGCUAGCGAUCAUCGGUAUCAUUUAUACGAGUUCAUCGAACACUUCACUCCAACCAAACUGAAAUCGAUGGCUGGUAAACCUAAAAUAUUCAUAGUUCAAGCAUGUCGUGGUAGUAAAAAUGACAGAGGAGUUCUUUUGCGAGCUCGUGGGCUGCAGAAUAAAUAUGCUAAAGAUAAUGCAGAUUCAACCUCAUCUACGUAUACAUUUCAGAAGUCUGCCGAUAUGCUUGUGAUAAUGAGCUCUCAUCAUGGGCAUUUUUCUUUUCGCAACCAAGCAACAGGAAGUUGGUUGAUCCAAGAGUUUUGCAACGUCAUUGAUCGGUGUGAUUUGGAGACCUGCACAAUUUACGAUAUUUUAACCGAGACAAACGAUGCAGUUUCGAAGCGGAUCUCGGAUGUUACCGACGCUAAGUAUGACAAAAAGAAGCAAAUAUCCAGUUUCUAUUCCACACUCACCAAGCAGCUUUAUUUUAAACCAAAGCCCAAUGUAGCCUAGAGAGA